Phialemonium atrogriseum is the source of this 2585-nucleotide messenger RNA. RefSeq lists its product as uncharacterized. The record is from RefSeq and is a predicted model, not a curated record. The transcript has a single exon. Gene Ontology annotation, cellular component: mitochondrion. Lineage: Eukaryota; Fungi; Ascomycota; Sordariomycetes; Cephalothecales; Cephalothecaceae. Bases 95 to 2311 code for a protein of 738 amino acids.
UCUUAAUCGCGACAUCUUCCUCAACUCCGCGUCAGGUAGACAAACAGAAGGCAGUUUGAGACAGCCUAGUUGUCUGUGGACUGACUGACUAGAAAUGCAGUCAAGCAGAUCGAUCAGCUCGAAAUGGCUCAGGAGAGCCUUCAACAUCGGGAAUGGCCCUUUGAGUUCCGAGCUUCCACUCUAUCUUUGUCCAAGCCUUGUCAGAAGCUCGACAAUAGGUCGUCGCACCUUUGUCUACCGUCCGAGCCAAGCAAAAGCCGGGUGUAGACAACAGGCUAGGCGGUUACACACAUACACUGAGAGCGCAAGCGCGACAACACCGCCAAUACCGUCGUCUCCUCGCCCCCUGAGGACGCUGCCCCUACAGUGUUCCGGCUGCGGAGCUUUGUCUCAAACCUCUCUACCCAACCAGGCUGGAUAUUACGAUUCAGAAAGGAAGUCCGUCGGUUCCUACCUGGGGCUACUCGAAGAGGAGAAGAAACGUGUCCGGGACGAUGAUCGCGUCGUCCAAGAUGCGCUUCGUUCCUUGGAGCUGAACAAGCUGGGCGGACUGGGGACUGACUUGAAGACGCUGCUAAAAAAGCCCACGGCCGCCAACUCAAGCCUCAUCCCCGAAAGCUCGAAAGCGCCCCUCUGUGAUCGCUGCCACAACCUGAUCCACCACCAUGUCGGAAACCCGAUAUACCACCCCACCAUCGAGUCCCUGCGAGAGACAAUCGAAGAAUCCCCGUAUAAAUACAACCACGUCUAUCACGUGGUAGACGCCGCCGACUUUCCCAUGUCUCUGCUGCCCAGGAUCAACCAGCUCAUUGACAUGAUGCCGCUGCGGUCACAGAACCGGAGGUCGAGGUCGGGCAAAUACCACCGAGGUCGGAAAACUGAAAUGAGCUUCAUCAUCACCCGAUCGGACCUGUUGGCGCCUGUGAAGCAACAGGUGGACUCGUUAAUGCCCUACCUCAAGGAUACGCUACGAGACGCCCUGGGUAGGGCUGGGAAGCAUGUUCGGCUCGGAAACGUGAGGUGCGUUAGCGCCAAGAGGGGUUGGUGGACGAAGGAACUGAAGGAAGAAGUCUGGGAGCGCGGUGGUGCUGGUUGGAUGGUGGGCAAGGUGAAUGUUGGCAAAAGCCAACUCUUCGAGGCUGCUUUCCCCAAGGGGAGGAUGGACUGGACCCCGCCGAAGCAUCAGAUCUCCGUCCCGGUCUUUCCAGCGGCCCAACCAAAGACUCCUGUUGAGACUAUUUCUGAGAGGACCACAUGGGAAGACGCACAGGGCAGCUCGGCGAUGCUCGAAAACAACGACAUGGAUGAAUCGUCCCUUCUGCCGCCCGCACAGGUCGAGACCAACUAUCCCGCUAUGCCUGUUGUUUCGUCUCUACCGGGGACCACCGCAUCGCCAAUCCGGGUGCCGUUUGGAAAUGGAAAGGGAGAACUGGUUGACUUGCCUGGACUGGCCCGGAGUGACUUGGAAAUGCACGUUAAAGAGGAGCACCGUGCCUCCCUCGUCAUGAAAUCCCGCGUUCUCCCUGAGCAGCAAGUCAUCAGACCCGGCCGCUCGCUCCUGCUGGGCGGCUUCAUACGCAUCACUCCCAAGACUCCCGACCUCACCUUCCUCGCGUAUGCUUUCACGCCAAUCGAACCCCACCUGACCUCGACGGAAAAAGCGAUCCUCGUCCAGGAGCAGUCCGAAGAAGCCCCAAACGUCGACAACAUUUCCGUGCCCGGCACGGGAGCAAAGAUUCAGCAGGCGGGGUCCUUCCAGCUCCGUUACGACGUGACGAAACCGCGAACCGGGCCCAUCACCCGGCGAGAUGCCGCGGGCAUCAACAUCGACCGCUUGCCCUACCGCGUGCUGGCCAUAGACAUACUCAUCGAGGGCUGCGGCUGGGUGGAGAUCGUCGCGCAGGUGCGGACGAACCAACUAUUUGCUACGACGAGCGAGGCUCGGGUCGAAGAAACGAAGGAGGUCACAAACCCGGAGAGGUUGGAGAGCCUGGAUUUGUCCGAUCCCGAGCCAGGGGAGAAGAACGGAGUGGCAAACCCCGAGAAGCUGGAGAGCCUGGAUCUGUCCGGUCCCGAGCCAGAGGCCCAUGCAGAGCCCGAGGCCUCUUCGGCGGAACCGAACUGGCCUGUCAUCGAAGUCUUCUCUCCUGAAGGCAAGUUUAUCGGGUCACGGAGGCCGAUGAACGCCUGGCUGCUGAACAAGCCGAAGAAUACGACUACAAGGUCUCGACCCCGACGCAGCAUGAAAGGGGCCAAGAAGAGAGAGAAGUCUGCCCGCCGCGCAUCAGAGACUGUGGGUGGUCCUGAGUAACCCCAGUGAGGGAAUUGUUAGGUGCCUGAGAGAGCAGGGGAUUGGUCAAUGUACUGAUACGAUAUAUUACUGUGAGUCUACUCCGCAGGGAGGUUCAGAUUUAAUCAUAAUGAAAACUGCGGACGGCUAGGAAAACAAAUACUCCCCUUGAUAAUCCUCGUUGAUUCCCCCGUGGUUUGUUCCCAAGCAGGGUUUACAACUUGCCAGUUGCGAAGACCCACUUUCCAAGUUGCACCGAGAAAGCUGGUGCUGGUGCUGAUGUUCAAUUUUUGAU